AUGCUCCGCUUGUUUGUCGUGGCUUUGGCGAUAUGCUUUGGUACCGAUCUGGAAGAGCUGGGAGUGGACGACGAGUGCGGCACCACUGGGAGCUGCAGUCUGACAGCACUGCAGCUACGCUCCCGGAAGCUUCGAGAUGAGCUUUACCAAGACGUCGAGGUCUCUGGCAACAGGUCUGAGAGCAAGGUCACCUUUAUCUUUACCUUUGGGGCUGUGGCUACCAGCAAGGAGCCUCUGGAGGAUCUUUCGCAGCCGUCGCGCAGCUUUACAGGGCUUCGGUGCUACACGGAGGCGAUUGACAAUUCUUUCUUCCCACGGCGCACAGAUGCAGGCUCAGACUUGAACUUGCUCAUGCACCCGAAGGUGGCAACACUGGCCCUGCACUUGGGCAAAGACUCCGAGUUUUAUCCAGGAGAAGGACGGCCGGAACUUCCAAGACAUGGCACAGAGGCCAUCCGCCUGCCGGAUGUCGACCUACACGACAUGAAGCACUAUUUCAUUCGUCUUGAAAACCUGCAACUGGAUGGAGAAGAUGUUUCCCAUAUGCCUCUCUUUGAGAGUGCCCACAAAUUUGCGAACCUUGCUUGGGGAGCAUAUGAAAAACAGACGCACUGGCAAACGAAGCAGAUUCUUCGAAUGGAAGAUUUGAUUCUGAAGAAUCUCAAGGGCUGGCGGCUGGUGGCGCAGGAGCACCUCAGCUGCAUAGCCAGCGGCAGUAGCAGCCGGAGUAGCGGUAGCGGUAGGUAG
Symbiodinium necroappetens is the source of this 747-nucleotide messenger RNA. The record is from the annotation of a GenBank genome assembly. NCBI's taxonomy places the organism in Eukaryota, Dinophyceae, Suessiales, Symbiodiniaceae.